AUGGAUACCGACGACGACUUCAUGUCCAACCUCUCCAGCGAGGACGAUAUGCUUCCCGAUGAUAGUGACAACGAUGUUUCUGGAGACGAAGACUUUGGCUUCGAUGACGAACCCGACGUUUACAUCGACUCGCAGAAGGAUAUCGGGCAGAGGAAGAAAACACCAUUCGACGUCUCGUACAAAGUCUUCCAGCCACAAGAUGUGCAGAAGCAGCAAGACGAACUCAUCGACGAGGUCAACAUGAUCCUGACUAUUGCGAAGGAGGAGGCCGCGAUCCUCCUCCGAUAUUUCAGGUGGAACAAAGAACGGCUCAUUGAGCAGUACAUGGACCGCCCCAGUCAAGUACUGGAGGCUGCCGGACUUGCUCAGACCACAGCAGGGCCACCCAAGCUACGAACGAUCCCGGGCUUCACUUGCGAUAUCUGCUGCGAGGAUGAGCCAGGGCUCCAGUCGUUUGCGCUGAAAUGUGGGCACCGGUAUUGUGUGGACUGCUACCAUCAAUACCUCUCGCAAAAAAUUAAGGGCGAAGGCGAGGCAGCACGCAUUCAGUGCCCCGCUGAAGGCUGCACUCUGAUCAUCGAUGCGCGAUCACUAGACCUCCUUGUCACCUCCGAGCUGACGGAGCGGUACCACGAGCUGCUCCACCGGACAUACGUGGAAGACAAGGAGACGCUCAAGUGGUGUCCGGCUCCAGAUUGCCAGAACGCCGUCGAAUGCAGGGUCAAGAAGAAGGAUCUUGACCAAGUGGUGCCCACGGUGGCCUGCCUUUGCGGGUACAGGUUCUGUUUUGGUUGUAUAUUGAACGACCAUCAGCCAGCCCCGUGUCAGCUCGUCAAGAAGUGGCUCAAGAAGUGCGCCGACGAUUCCGAGACUGCGAACUGGAUCUCUGCCAACACCAAAGAAUGCCCGAAGUGUAACAGCACUAUCGAGAAGAAUGGUGGAUGCAACCACAUGACUUGCCGCAAGUGCAAGCACGAGUUCUGCUGGAUGUGCAUGGGUCUGUGGUCGGAACACGGCACGAGCUGGUACAACUGCAACCGAUUUGAAGAGAAGAGCGGCACAGAUGCGAGGGAUGCGCAGGCGAAGUCGCGGGUCUCGUUGGAGCGGUACCUGCACUACUACAAUCGAUACGCGAACCACGAACAGUCAGCACGGCUCGACAAGGAUAUUUACCACAAGACGGAGAAGAAGAUGGUUCUGCUGCAAAAGGAAUCGGGCAUGUCCUGGAUCGAGGUCCAGUACUUGAACUCGGCCUCUCAAGCGCUCCAGAUGUGCCGCCAAACCCUGAUGUGGACCUACGCCUUUGCCUUCUACCUGAAGCGUAACAAUCUGACGGAGAUCUUUGAGGACAACCAAAAAGAUCUAGAGAUGGCUGUUGAGGCGCUAUCCGAAAUGUUCGAAAAGCCGAUUGCCGAGCUCGCCGACCCAAAACUCAAAGUCGAAAUCAUGGACAAGACCUCGUACUGUAACAAGCGGAGGGUCAUUCUGCUCGAUGAUACCGCUCAAAACCUCGCAGACGGCGCUUGGUCCUUCAACAUCGAAUUCAUGAACUCAACAUCGAACAGCGGCCCGAGCACUUGA
Molecule: messenger RNA, 1581 nt
Organism: Dichotomopilus funicola
Lineage: Eukaryota; Fungi; Ascomycota; Sordariomycetes; Sordariales; Chaetomiaceae
Exons: 3
Coding region: 1-1581 (526 amino acids)
Biological process (GO): positive regulation of proteasomal ubiquitin-dependent protein catabolic process; protein polyubiquitination; ubiquitin-dependent protein catabolic process
Cellular component (GO): ubiquitin ligase complex; cytoplasm
Molecular function (GO): zinc ion binding; ubiquitin conjugating enzyme binding; ubiquitin protein ligase activity
Source: RefSeq, a predicted model, not a curated record